AUGCUCUUCCUCUUCUCUUUCCUUUUGGUCUUCUUCUCAGCUAAUGCAGCAAUCAGUGGAGAUCUGAACUGCACCACUUACAACGGAACCUCAAACCAUCCAAUCCCAAGACUUCGUCAACUUUCAGACCCUCGCCUCGACUGCUCCACAAUCACCACCGCCCAAUGCAACUCUAUCAUCUGGAGAUCCAUCAUCGCUACUGACUGUCCAUCUGCCUGCGGAUUCUGUAACGAGGGAGGAUGUGUUGACGCUGUUGUCGAUUGCGCCACAGAUAUCUCGAUUUGUACCACUGUUGGAAUGCAAGACUUUGUUAACACGUACUGCCAAAGAACCUGUGGAAGAUGCCCAUCCUCGACAACCUACUCAUCUACCACUACUGCAUCUUCUUCCUCCUCAACCUGCACAUCUUACAAUGCUGAUAGCUCUUCUCAUUGCGCUGACUGGGCAGCCAAUGGAUUCUGCACCAACACCUUCUACACCUCGGCUCAACGCAAAUCCUACUGUGCUUCAACUUGCAAGAUUUGCUGA
This is a messenger RNA of Caenorhabditis briggsae, 528 nucleotides long. The transcript is spliced from 2 exons. Bases 1 to 528 code for a protein of 175 amino acids. NCBI's taxonomy places the organism in Eukaryota, Metazoa, Nematoda, Chromadorea, Rhabditida, Rhabditidae. The record is from RefSeq and is a predicted model, not a curated record.